ACUGUCAAUCAAAGCCCCCUAGGUUUCGACUCGAGCCUGCGGUUCAGUACAGUUUGUUGUGGACUGAAAUGCUCGCUACGGCGUACUCCGCCACAGUUAGUAACUAAACGCCCAGCUGAAAUGGACAUGGAAGAGAAGCCAAAAUACGGAGAGCCCAAAAAAUUCGACCCCAACUUCAAAGGACCCAUCCAUAACAGAGGAUGCACAGACAUUAUUUGCUGUAUCUUCUUCAUCGUGGCCAUAGUGGGCUAUGUCGCGGUGGGAAUACUGGCCUGGACCCACGGUGACCCGAGGAAGGUGAUCUACCCUACAGACAGCAUGGGACAGUACUGUGGCCAGGGUAAACUGGAGAAGCAGCCCUUGUUGUUCUACUUCAACAUGAUGAAGUGUGCCAGUCCCAUGGUCCUCCUGGAGUUCCAGUGUCCCACGCCUCAGGUGUGUGUAGAAAAAUGUCCCGAUCAGACUUUAACUCUGGUGACCGCCUUUCAAAAAACAAAAGACUGGGAAUAUUACAAAAGCUAUUGCAGAGCAGACCCAGGGACUAAAUCUGUGCCGCAAAUUUUACAAGAAAAACUGUGCCCUGCAUAUCUGAUUUCCAGCAAGCCAUUUUUGCAAAGAUGUUUUCCAUCUAUAGGCAAAAAGGGGGAUGUCAUCACAGUGGGCGAUCAAGAAACGUUUGAUGAUGGAAAGACAAUAAGAGAAGCAAAAGACCUGUUGGCUGGCAUGAAGAAUGCAACGGUAGUCAUGGAAGGUCGUCAAGUUGCAAUGAAGAUCUUUGAGGAUUACACAAAGUCUUGGUACUGGAUUCUAAUUUGUUUGGUGAUCGCUGUGGUGCUGAGUCUGAUCUUCAUCGUUCUCCUGCGUUUUCUGGCUGGAGUCAUGGUCUGGGUCAUGAUCCUCAUGGUCAUCAUUGUCGUUGCCUGUGGCAUUGCUUACUGCAGCAUAAAGUACGUUAAUCUGAAGGACACGCCUGGUUCUAACAUCACCCUGCAGCAGCUGGGCUUCCAGCCUGAUUUCUCCGUGUACCUGCACAUCAGACAGACCUGGCUGGCCUUCAUCAUCAUCUUGGCCAUUUUGGAGUUCAUCAUCAUCCUGCUCCUCAUCUUCCUCAGGAACCGAAUCAGGGUCGCUGUUGAGCUCAUGAAGGAGGCCAGCAGGGCUGUCGGUUAUGUGAUGUCUUCUCUGUUUUACCCUAUUUUUACCUUCUUCCUCCUGACCAUAGUCAUCGCGUACUGGGGCAUCACUGCAGUUUUCCUCUCUACCUCCAGUGAACCUGUUUAUAAGGUUUUCAAUGAAACCGUUUGUUCACAUGCUAGACAAACCUGCAACCCUGAGAACUACACUCUCUCUGCUAUGAAGACAGACUGUCCGCAGUCCGAGUGCCUGUUUGCUUUCUAUGGUGGGGAAACACCAUAUCACAAAUACCUGAUCUUGCUCCAGUUCUACAACGUCUUCCUGUUCUUCUGGUGUGCAAACUUUGUCACUGCUCUGGGUCAGAUGACUCUGGCUGGGGCGUUUGCAUCCUACUACUGGGCUCCUAACAAACCCGGUGACAUGCCUGCAUUCCCGCUGUGUUCCUCUCUGGGCAGAUCCCUCAGAUAUCACACAGGCUCUCUGGCGUUCGGUUCUCUCAUCCUCGCCAUCGUCCAGGUUAUAAGGGUUCUGCUGGAGUAUAUUGACCACAAACUCAAGGGAGCAGAGAAUAAAUUUGCCAAGUUCUUGUUGUGCUGUUUGAAAUGCUGCUUCUGGUGCCUGGAGAAGUGCAUCAAGUUCAUAAACAGGAACGCGUAUAUUAUGGUGGCCAUAUACGGUAAAAACUUCUGCCGGUCAGCACGUGAUGCCUUCUUCCUCCUCAUGAGAAAUGUAAUCAGGGUGGUAGUCCUGGAUAAAGUCACUGAUUUCAUCUUAUUCCUUGGAAAACUCCUUAUCGUGGGGCUUGUGGGGAUCUUCGCUUUCUUUUUCUUCUCAGGACAGACAGAUGCGUUUAAGGGCGCUGCACCCAGUCUCCAUUACUACUGGGUUCCUAUUUUGACUGUGUUGGUGGGCACCUACCUCAUUGCCCAUGGGUUUUUCAGCGUUUACGCCAUGUGUGUGGACACACUCUUCCUCUGCUUCUGUGAAGAUCUUGAGCGCAAUGACGGCUCUGCAGCACGGCCGUAUUGCAUGACCACAGAGCUGUGCGACAUCCUGAUGAAGGACGCGGAUGGGGCUCGGACGCCUGCUUCACGUGACCAGACGAUGCAGCUGACCGCUCCCGACAAAACAGUGGAUAACUGAAGGAAAUUUGUAAUUAUAUGUGGAAAAUAAUCAUAUUCAGUGCAAUUUUUAGAGACCGAAUGGCCAUAAGGGUCAGUCAUACUCGCGGUUCUUUGAGUCUUUUAAUAAGGGAAUAAAUAGGCAGUCAGGGAAAACAUAAAAAUGCAUUCACAAGCUAUUUAUUUUUAAAUGAAUUGGGAUGUUAAAUCGUAAAAUGUUUACUUUAUGAUAAGGUUACAUUUGUUAGCUUGCUUAAAGCUGCAGUUCAUAAGUUUUGGCACCUUUCCGCCAUCCACCGUAAGUUUGCAGACUUGUCUGUCUCCGUUCCAGUCUGGUGAGCUUAUUUAGGAAUCAGAUUCUAGCCUACGUCUUGAAAUAUAUGACCCAAAUAAGAAACAAGUCUGCCAUGUUUGUUCUGACCAAGCGGCGGUCUCUCUUGUGAAAGUGACAAAAACUGGCUCCAAAAGAGUCAGUCCUGUGUCCAACUUUACAGCAGAGAAAAAUGUUUACAGCCUGGUUUUGGCCAGUGAUGUAACAAUCUGGUUGCUCAUCACAGCAAAUCGCAAACUAUUAUUGUUGUUAAACUUUUUAUUUUUCUCAAAUUAUUAAUGUUAAUAACUUCGGCAUUGCGUAUAAUGUUUUGUGAUUUCGGUACAAUCUCUAACUGUCAUACCAUUCACAUUUCAUAUUAAGAAAUCCUUUUAACCCGAAAAGCAAACUGUGCUCCCUUCGAACUGGUUCACUUUUAAAAUACAAACCUUGCGUAAACAGACGCACAUUUAAAACUUAAUUUAAUUCAAAUGCGUUUCAUGGAGGCACAGUCACUUUUGGAUUGCUGUUUGCCAUCAAAAUGAUUAAAAUGAAUUAUUCUAGCUGCUGUGAGGAAAAGGCUUAAUGAUUUUUGGAUAAUUUUUAACCCAAAAAAGUUACAGACUGCAGCUUUAACCGCUUGAUCACAUUAACCAACUAUAAAAAAUGCCUCCAAAGCAUUUCUUUAUUAGAACAAUGUUAAGACCAACAAACUAAUACUCAUUGAAAUCAAUUUUAAUAUGUGAACAUUAAUAAACAUCAACUUAAAACGAACGUUAACAAAGAUUAAGUGAUUCUCUAACAAAUGUAACUCGCUGGUUUACCUCAAUUCAUUUAGAAACUUGCGUAACUUUAUUGUCAAGUGUAUUAAAACUGUAAAAUAACGCAUGAUGAAAAGUGUUUUUAUCAAAGUUGCACUUAUGGACAGUAUGAAUGUGUAUUAAGAAAGCAAGCAGAUAAGGUCAGUGUUGAUUUCAUGUUCAUUUUUAAGUGAGUGCCUUCUGCUUUUGCGUGUUCAUCUGCUCAGCGGCACAACUUGUUAGUUGAAAAGGAUGUAUUGUUUUUAUACAAUCGUUUGGCUGUUUUACGUCAAAGUUUUAGAUUUUUGGUGUUUUAGUUGUCUGCGCUGUCAGAUGAGCAAUGCAUUUUGUCCUUUUUGAGUUCUGUCAUGGACAAACAUCUCAAAUUAAGAGCAACACCAAUGCUGCUAUUGAUCUAAGUGUCACGCAGCUGACAUCAAUGCUGCAUUUCCUCCGGUUUUUAAGCCGUAGCUUUGAAUGCACUUUAAGGUUGUCUGUUGUUUUUGGUAGCAAUUUUCAACCUACGUACUUUGGGUAAACACCUUGUUGCCUUCUUGGGAAGCCUUUAACUUUUGUCUUCUGUCUUUUCACUAUCUCUUAGGUGGUUUGCUGCUUAAUGCGACAGUCUUUGUUUUUAAGUCUUUAAUAAAUUAUGCCAAAAGAUGCAUUUGUUAUUUAGGUCUGACUCGUGUUUGUUGAGCGCAUGCAUGCCACUUUCCAUUCCUCUAGUGUGCUAGCUAAAGGUAAGCCACGGGUUUGUUCCUCAACAUCUCUUUUCGCAUUUAUCACAGUGGAGGACCUGGAGAGGAACGACGGCAGCCCAGAACGACCCUAUCUGAUGUCUGAGAACCUUCUCAAUGUUUUGAAGAAGAAGAACCAGGCUAACUAGCCCUCAGUGAUGGUCAGGGUUAUAUACGUGUGCCUGAAGCCAUUUUCAUUGCCGUAUUUUCCAUGCCUUAGAGAUCCAGACAGUCCUGCUAAUUAUGAAGCGCAUCAGUGAUUGACCUGAGCAUCUCAGCCAUAUGUUAGGAUUUAAAACGAGGUCAAAUACCACCCCCAGAGGUCUUUAGUUUUAUUGAACGACAUUUUCAUUUAGCGUAGUCUUUAUAUUUAUGUUUUUUAUGACAACACCGUGUUGUCUAUUGUGCUGUAGGACAAGUUUGUAAAAAAACGUUUUCUUUGAGCGCAGAAUCGAUCGUAAACAAUGCUUAGCUUUGGUUAUCCGUUAAUUUCCAGAUUAUGGCCCUGUGUAUAUUGUGAUGAGAAGUGCCUGUGUGUAGCCUAGGUUAAAAAAACUGUAUAAGACUCGACUUUAACCGUGUUUUUAAGUUUAUUCAAGUGUUUUAAGUGUUUUGUUACAAGUUGGUACGCCUCAAUAAAUGGUAAAUAAAAACUUUUCUACAA
This is a messenger RNA of Puntigrus tetrazona (Sumatra barb), 4769 nucleotides long. RefSeq names its product choline transporter-like protein 2. The record is from RefSeq and is a predicted model, not a curated record. The transcript has 22 exons. NCBI's taxonomy places the organism in Eukaryota, Metazoa, Chordata, Actinopteri, Cypriniformes, Cyprinidae. Bases 121 to 2277 code for a protein of 718 amino acids. Gene Ontology annotation, molecular function: choline transmembrane transporter activity. Gene Ontology annotation, cellular component: membrane. Gene Ontology annotation, biological process: transmembrane transport; choline transport.